UCCAGGAAAACUGCACGGCCAUUCUUCCAAAUCUUCAGCACUCGACUAGCUAGCUAGCACUAGCAGGAGCCAUCAGCAGCCAUGGCGUCCACCACGGCGUCCACCACCACUACUACAGAAACCAGCUCUGGAAGUGCUGACUUCAACAACCUAGAUCUACUGCAAGUUGGCAAUGAUAGAAAGAAUCCCCACAAAUAUAUCUUUCGCCGAACGGAUUUUCGACGGCUGCCUCGAUGGCCAAAUGAUGGGAUUGACCAGGAAAACUCCCGAACAGACCGAAAGCAUUUUGAGGUUGCACAUCCCAAUGCUGAGCAGCAAGCGCUAACUGAACUCUUUGAUGGCUGCUGGAUCUAUGGAAUGCCAUUGGCUGAUAUGGACGAUGACGACCUUCCAAGAUCCAUGCCAUAUUUGAUGCAAGCUAAAGCCGCAAAAGCGACUGGAGAUCCAGAGGCAGCCAAACAACAUCUAAUCAAGCAAUACCAAGAGGGUAAUCGGAAAGUGCGCAAGCUCUUGGGAACAAUUGAGUGUAAAGAUGCAAUCCACAAGAGCUCUCGAGAUCCUCUUCGGUUCCCAGGUGUCUCAGCCAUAUUAUAUCCCUUGUUCAAUAAGAAUUUGGCGUCCGAAGCAAACAUUGAGCGAUUGUUUGGAGACAUCAAACGAGUCCUCUCAGCUGUCUUAGAAGUUGGAGUUUCAUUUGCACAGCCUCCUCCACCAAAUAGUCCCGCAGGUGCACUAAGAUCAGCCAUGCUCCAACCUGGACAGGUGGCUGCUGCAGACAAGGAGUGUGCCAAUUGUGAGACAAAGGGAGAUUAUUUGACUCGUUGUGCUGCGUGCAAGACUAUUCACUACUGUUGUAAAGAGUGCCAGAGAGCUGAUUGGAUCCUACAUCGACCCAGCUGCUUUGAGGCUCAGGGCAAGGAAGUAACCGAAAGGAUGCUAGAAAAGGCCAAAGCGGAAUAUCGGAGAAGACAAGCAGAUGAGCGGAAGGCUAAGAUGACUGCAGAUGCCCAAUACAAACAAAAACUACAAGAUUCCUUUGUAGCAUUGGCCAACGAGCCUGUGGAGGCUGUUAAUACCUAUUCAAAAGAAUGCGAUGGGCAUCGACGCAGGGUGGAUUUACCAUUUUCAGCACCGUUCAUUGAAUCCUGCGUCGCUGCCAUGUUGGAGCUCCAGUACGAAUCUGAAUUGAGCCUUGGAAUGUUUCCUGAUGGCAUUGAUCAUGAAAAAUACUCAGGAAGGGGUGCAUUGAUCAGAUAUCCCUCCAAUGGUGCCAAGCUAAUCAUCCUUCAUGAACGGCUGUUUGAAGAUGGUGAUGGUAAUUUGAAUGGCCAUGCCUUGGAGGGAAUCUUUGUAGUUCACAAGGUCAACCGCAAAAAGAAUCGAGCAGUUUGGAGAAUGGUGACAAAACCGAACUACAGAAAGAAUCAAAGUCGACUGGAACGGUUCCAGAGUUAUCUGGAGGAGGCCAAGGGACAAGCAAUGCCUGUACCCGAAGAAGUUGAUUUGGGUAUCCACAACCCUGGUGAUUUCAAUCUUACGUUUGUCUCUACGCCAUUUGGAGACCAUUGUUCCAUAGAAUAAGAUAUGAUUGCUGGUACUUCAUUGCUAGACUAGACCUAGUACAAAUAGUUGCACAUCUUAACCUAG
Molecule: messenger RNA, 1647 nt
Organism: Seminavis robusta
Lineage: Eukaryota; Bacillariophyta; Bacillariophyceae; Naviculales; Naviculaceae
Source: the annotation of a GenBank genome assembly